This is a messenger RNA of Columba livia (rock pigeon), 6901 nucleotides long. It is a transcript of the gene TANC1, whose product is annotated as tetratricopeptide repeat, ankyrin repeat and coiled-coil containing 1. Gene Ontology annotation, molecular function: protein binding. Gene Ontology annotation, biological process: regulation of postsynapse organization. The coding region runs from base 238 to 5709 and encodes 1823 amino acids. Lineage: Eukaryota; Metazoa; Chordata; Aves; Columbiformes; Columbidae. The transcript is spliced from 26 exons. Gene Ontology annotation, cellular component: glutamatergic synapse. The record is from RefSeq and is a predicted model, not a curated record.
AACAGGAGCAGCAGCAGCGUGCGUGAAUACGGGGAGCGAAGACUGACACAGGCUGCCUGUUGAGCCUUUUUUAGGAGCGGGGGAACCCGCGACUCUUGUGAAGGAUGUACUGGAAACUGCGUGGUGCCCGAAUCGUGCAGAGAUCCCAUCCCGCCUGUGAAGUGUCGUGGUCACUUAGAGAGGACGGUGCUAUCCUAACCCAACCAUACAACUAUGCGGUGAAGAGCGACACUUAAAAUGUUAAAGGCAGUUUUAAAAAAGAGCCGAGAGGGUGGAAAAGGGAACAAGAAAGACUCAGGGGAGUGCUGCCCGGAGAGCGCCACGCAGGUCGCUGCGCCGUCGGUGCCCAGCGCGGAGGUCCCGGGGGGCACGCGGCCGGGCCCCGAGGACGCGCGCAGGGCGGCCCUGGCCAGGGGGGUGUCCAUGUCCCUGCCGUCCUCGCCGCUGCUGCCGCGCCAGCCCGGGCUGCUGCACGCCAGGGCCUGCGCCAAGUCGCCAGGUCCGGCCAGGAAGCCCAAGUAUGUGGAGAGCCCCCGGGUGCCAGGGGAGGCAGCGCUGCCGCCCAGAAAAGGAGCGGAGCACGGAGAGCCCGGCCAGAGCGCAAAAACUGACAAAGACUCGAGCUGUUCUCCUGCGGCACAAGAACUGAUGACAAGAUUGGGCUUUUUGCUGGGAGAAGGGAUCCCGGCUUCUGCUCACAUGGAAGAGAAAAGCGAAGUCAUGUGCGCGGUCGCCAGCCGGGGCGUGAGCCCGUGUUCCACGCUGACCAGCAGCACCACGUCCCCCAGCACCGACAGCCCCUGCUCCACGCUGCCCGGCCUGGGCAGGGCCGCGGGCGGCCAGGGCAGCCCCUGCGGGACCCUGGGCAGCCCCUGCGGGACCCUGGGCAGCCCCUGCGGGACCCUCAGCAGCCCCAGCUCCACCCUGGAGAGCCGGGACAGCGGCAUCAUAGCAACUAUAACAAGUUCAUCAGAAAACGAUGAUCGUAGUGGAUCCAGUUUGGAAUGGAGCAAGGAUGGGAGUGUGAGAGCUGGAAGGCAGCAGGGGCUGAGCCACGACCGCAGGACAGACGGCUGCUCACCGGUGGCGGAGGAGGACGCCCGUGGCUCUGCGGAGAGCCUGCCCAGGGCGGCAGAGGGGCCCGCCCCCUACGCGCAGGGCUCCGGCUCUCUCGUGAUGCCGCGGCCAAACUCCGUUGCAGCAACAAGUUCAACCAAACUGGAAGAUCUGAGCUAUUUGGACGGACAGAGAAACACUCCUUUGCGCACUUCGAUCCGCUUGCCUUGGCACAACACGGCUGGCGGGCGGGCGCAGCCGGACAGCAAAGCUCAUUUCGUCCCCUAUAAGCCUCAAGACAUUUUGCUGAAGCCGCUAUUGUUUGAAGUUCCGAGCAUAACAACGGACUCAGUGUUUGUUGGAAGAGAAUGGCUGUUCCAGGCGAUUGAAGAAAAAUUGCAGAGCACUGAUGUAGCAGAGAACAGGGGCGCAGUCAUUACGGGGAAUGUGGGCUUUGGGAAGACCGCAAUUAUUUCACGGCUGGUGGCGUUUAGCUGCCAUGGAAGUCGCAUGAGACAAAUAGCUUCAAACAGCCCUAAUUCCUCCCCCAAAACGGGCGGUGACCCCAGCCCGGAGGUCAUUCCCUUCAGCCAGCUCCCGGCCGGCGGCGUGGGGAGGACUCUGCCCGGCCCGGCCGGCCCCGCGUGCCCGCAGCGCUGGGGGGACGCCGCCAGGCGCCUGGCUGCGAAGGUCGUUGCUUACCACUACUGCCAGGCUGACAACACGUACACGUGCCUGGUGCCGGAAUUCGUGCACAGCGUGGCGGCCCUGCUGUGCCGCGCGGCUCAGCUGGCGGCCUACAGAGACGUGCUGCUGCGGGAGCCGCAGCUGCAGAGCGUGCUGAGCCUGCGCUCCUGCGUGCAGGACCCGGCCGCGGCGCUCGCGCGGGGCGUGCUGGAGCCGCUCGCCCUCCUCAGGAGAGAGAGGAAGAUUCCUGAGGAAGACUACAUAAUUUUGAUAGAUGGCUUAAAUGAUGCUGAAUUUCAUAAACCCGAUUAUGGUGACACACUCUCUUCAUUUAUCACAAACAUAAUCUCUAAGUUUCCUCCAUGGCUGAAGCUCAUUGUGACUGUAAGAACCAGCUUACAGGAGGUAGUAAGUUCACUGCCCUUUAUCGCAGUAUCUCUGGACAACUUUCCAGACAACAAAGAAAUUCACGAUGACUUGAGUGCUUAUAUUCAGUACAGAAUAAAUAACAGCCAGGAAAUUGUGAACAACAUAUCUUUAAAUGGAAAAGCUGAUGCAGCUGUUAUUGGGAAAGUGAGUAACCACUUGAUCACGAGAAGCCUGGGAUCUUAUCUCUAUUUGAAACUCACUCUGGAUCUUUUCCAAAAAGGUCACUUAGUAAUCAAAAGCGCAAGCUACAAGGUUGUGCCGGUGUCUCUGUCAGAGCUGUACUUACUGCAGUGCAACAUGAAGUUCAUGACAAACUCUGCUUUUGAGCGAGCCCUGCCAAUACUAAACGUGGCGCUGGCGUCCCUGCACCCCUUGACAGAUGAGCAGAUUUUCCAGGCUAUUAACGCAGGGCAGAUCCGUGGCGAGCAGCAAUGGGAGGACUUCAGCCAGAGGAUGGAAACCCUCUCGUGUUUCCUGGUCAAAAGACGUGACAAGACACGCAUGUUCUGCCAUCCGUCCUUCAGGGAAUGGCUCGUUUGGAGAGCUGAUGGUGAAAACACUGACUUCUUGUGUGAGCCAAGGAGCGGGCAUGCUCUCUUGGCUUUCAUGUUUUCUCGACAAGAAGGAAAGUUAAACCGCCAACAAACUAUGGAACUUGGCCAUCAUAUACUUAAAGCUCACAUUUUUAAGGGCCUCAGUAAAAGGACUGGAAUUUCUUCCAGCCACCUGCAGGCGCUGUGGGUCGGUUACAGCACCGAGGGGCUGUCCGCCGCCCUCGCUUCUCUGAGGAACAUCUACACGCCCAACGUGAAGGUGAGUCGGCUGCUGAUCUUGGCAGGAGCAAAUGUGAACUACAGGACUGAAGUACUGAAUAACGCUCCGGUGCUGUGUGUUCAGUCGCACCUGGGACAUGAAGAAGUGGUCACUCUCUUACUAGAAUUUGGAGCUGCUAUAGAUGGAGCUUCGGAGAACGGGAUGACAGCCCUGAGUUACGCAGCCGCUGCGGGUCACUUGAGCAUCGUGUCACUGUUGUGCAAGAAAGGUGCAAAGGCUGACUGCGUGGACAAGAAGGGGCAGUGUGCGCUGGUGCACAGCGCGCUGCGAGGGCACCGCGACGUCCUGCAGUUCCUGCUGGCUCUCUGGGGCGCCGCGGCCCCCCCGGCCCCGCGCAGGAGGCAGGUGCUGCAGCAGGCGCUGACGGCGGCCGCCAGCAUGGGACACGGCCAGGUGGUUUGUUACCUCUUGACAGCUCAGAAGGACCACGGAAUAGACAUCAAUGACACCGAUGCCUUGUGGGGAGAAACAGCCCUGACAGCCGCGGCGGGCCGGGGGAAGCUGGACGUGUGCGAGCUGCUGCUGGAGCGCGGGGCGGGCGCGGGCAGGAGCAACCGGCGCGGCGUCCCCCCGCUGUGCUGCGCCGUGCGCCACGGACACCGCCAGAUUGCCCAGCUUCUAGUGGAACAUGGGUCUGACGUGAAUCUGAGCGACAGGCAAGGCCGAACUCCACUUAUGGUGGCUUCCUGUGAAGGACAUCUGAGCACUGUGGAAUUUCUGCUUUCUGAAGGUGCAGCUAUUUCAUCUGUGGACAAAGAAGGACUGACAGCGUUGAGCUGGGCCUGUCUGAAAGGGCACAGGGACGUGGUUCAGUAUUUGGUUGAGAAAGGAGCAACAACUGAUCAGACAGACAAAAACGGACGAACACCCCUAGACCUGGCAGCGUUUUAUGGAGAUGCCGAUAUCGUGCAGUAUUUGGUAGAGAAAGGAGCAACGAUCGAGCACGUCGACCACAGCGGGAUGCGGCCGCUGGACAGAGCCAUCGGCUGUCGCAACACGGCGGUGGUGGUCACGCUGCUGAGGAAAGGAGCCAAACUGGGAAAUGCAGCAUGGGCAAUGGCCACCUCAAAACCCGACAUUCUCCUUAUUCUGCUGCAGAAGCUGAUGGAAGAAGGAAAUAUACUGUACAAAAAAGGCAAGAUGAAGGAGGCGGCGCAGCGCUAUCAGUACGCCCUGAGGAAGUUUCCGAGGGAAGGAUUUGGAGAAGAAAUGAAAGCGUUCAAUGAGCUCAGAGUUUCAUUAUACCUGAAUUUAUCACGGUGUCGCCGAAAAACAAAUGACUUUGGUAUGGCUGAAGAGUUUGCUACCAAGGCAUUGGAUCUGAAACCCAAGUCUUACGAAGCCUAUUACGCCAGAGCGAGAGCCAAGAGGAACAGCAGAAAGCUCCUUGCUGCUCUUGCUGAUCUACGAGAAGCCACACAGCUGUGUCCCAGCAAUCAAGAGAUAAAACGCCUCCUGGCUCGAGUGGAAGAGGAAUGCAAACAGUUCCAGAGAGCACAGCAACAGAAGCAUCAGUCCCCACAGCUACUGCAGCAAAUGAACAGCUCCGAUAACGAGGAGGAGAGCACCGCACAAGGUGUGAAUGACACCUGUAAUCUCCAGGACAGGGAGGAAGAACUGCCCCACUCUGAGGACUCCGUUUCCUCGCCACAGCGGCUGCCGCGUUCCGCAGCGGCUGCGUCGUACAGCAGGACCCUUCAGGAAGGUGCUCAGCAGAAAGCUGGAACUGCGUCCCCUCAAAGCAGAGCCGGCAAGAAAUACCUGAGAGAGCCAGGGUUGAUCGUGCAGCCGACCAAGCAGGCACAGAUCGUUAAAACGAACCAGCACCUGAGCUCCGGCCAGCCCGCAGCAAGAAUGGGAAGCAGUCCAUGUCAUACAAAGACACAGUCGUCCUUCCAGCAUCUUCCCCAAAGUCCUUUGCCGGUCCGACAUGCUAAAAUUCAGCAUGUGGAUGGGACAAGCACUCUGUCAUCUGCAAGUGUUCCCACAGGGGCUAAUGCUGAACUGUACAACGAGUUUAUCUCCAGCCAAUGUUCCUGUUCGCAGCACGAUGAGAGUCUCUCCUCUCACUCUUCUAGAACUGCGGACAGGUUAACAGCCCCUACUCAAAAGAAUUUCAGUGAAGGGAGGCAGCAAGGUCCUGGAACCAGUGCAGUCUCUGCUGCUUCUCCGUCCAGCAGUGUGAUUCUUGCCAGCUCAACCAGCAGCUUAACCUCGGCCGGUAGCUUUUCAGAUAGUGUUAAGGGCCCAGACGUUCGACUCAAGGAGAACAUUAACCAAGUUCAGGGUUCCAUUGCUGAACACAGACCUCGCAACACCCCGUUCAUGGGGAUCAUGGAUAAGACUGCACGGUUUCAGCAGCAGAACGCUCAGGCCAGCCGCACGUGGCACUCUCAGGCAGCGGAUGGACCAUCAGCAACUUCUGGGGGCACUCAGUCCUCAAACUUUGAGCAGCUCUCAGUCAGACAGCACCAAACUAAAACCUCCUCUGCCGGUGCUGCCCCAGGAGAUGGCAACCAGAAUGGUGUGCAGGCUAAAGACCACGACGAGCUGAAGUGCCAGAUCUCUGCCCACCCCCCAGACAACACAGCUCCUAAAGCAGCUGCACACUUACACCCCGAUGCUCUGAGUGGUAAGGAAGCCCAUCUAAGCCAUGUCACGGCUGCAAAACCAAAGCGAUCAUUCAUUGAAUCAAAUGUAUAAGUUUAUUUUUUGUAUAUUUACAGGAUCGUACAAAACUUAGCUCAUAGCAUCAUGGCCUGUUAUUAUACUUCUAUACAAAUUCCACCUGGCUGGUCUCCGGUUUGGGCAGCAGCCCAGGCCAGCCAGUACGUAUAGGGAACAACCACUUGAAACUGUCCCUGCCAUCGCGGGCCAGUUCAGUAACUGGAAUGGCAGAUCCAUGCAGGGGGGUCAGUCGGGAUCAUCAGGCCACCAAACUGGGACCUCAAGCAGAAAAAUGUUUCCUUUUACCAUUAGGUAAGACUUUCCUUUUCCAUAGGGCUUUCAUCUUGGCUUUUGGCUCUCGUCCAUCUCACCACUUAGAUAAUCAUCGUGCCUCUAUAAUGCUUGAGUGUUUACUGCUCAAAACAGUGUUCAGGAAGAUCUCUGCUGCUUAAUGCUCAGAUCUGUAUAUGUAUGGGCUUUUUUAAAAUCAGAUAAGAGUAUUUUAUCACUUUUCUAGUGGGCUCUAAUUUGGGUUGCAUGAUGUACAUUUAGGAAGCAUAAAUAAUUUGUGUAUGAGUAAAUAUAAGCAGCCAUGUUUUGACAUGUAAAUAUAACUAUUUUUCGUAACUAGGAGAAAUCAAGUAAAAUAAACAGUGACAUUUGCAUGUGUAUUGAAAGGCUUUGACCAUAUUGGUUAUCGCACUGAAGAACACAAUAUUAUGGCAUAUUAACAAUAAUCGCACUUUAUAUAGUUUAUCUAAUCACCGUUGGGUGCUAUCUUAAAGCAAAAUGAUUUAUUGUUUAUUUGUGAAAGAGGUACAGCAGUGAAACGUUUAGCGAGUGUUCCCAUGAGAAACCCAAGGGAGGGAGGGAGUGAAGAUGAAAGUUUGAGGAAAACGUGUAUGUGCGGUUGCACGACAGGAUGAGGUUGUGAAGCUGUGUGGGAGGAAGCUGUUUUGUAUCAGCAAGACCGUUCUGAAAAUGGGGGCCGUGACAUUCCCGAGUGCACCGAGUCGCAGCGGUCGCGCUGCAGGAGUCACGUCUGGUUUGUAUACAGUGUUUUCUGUACAUUGUAAACAAUUCUGAGUUUGCAUCACUAUGCUUUAGCUUAUUUAUUGGUUACUGUUUCUUUGAUAUUUUGUACAAGUCCUAUAUUAGUCUUGCCCUCUAGUUCUAUUUUUGCACAGCUACUGUAUUUUUCCCAUACAAAAUAAAGAUUAUUAAUAUA